Penicillium cosmopolitanum is the source of this 948-nucleotide messenger RNA. RefSeq lists its product as uncharacterized. The transcript has 3 exons. Bases 1 to 948 code for a protein of 315 amino acids. The record is from RefSeq and is a predicted model, not a curated record. NCBI's taxonomy places the organism in Eukaryota, Fungi, Ascomycota, Eurotiomycetes, Eurotiales, Aspergillaceae.
AUGACACAAAAGGCCCUUCACAACCCCACAUUCCAGGACGUCCUUGAUAGGUUCAAAAAGGACUUGAGCAAAAAGGAAAAAGACUAUUUCACCAAUGUCACCAGCUUUGAUGAACUCGAGAAAAGUAUCGGGGAUUUACAGGAAAGACAAACUGUCAAACGCCAGGCACGAAACCUCGAGAGACUAAGUCCGUUUCUGGAAGCGAUGAAGCAAUGGGGUCAGGUUGUAGAGGUGUUUUGUAACAGCAGCAAAACAGUGCUUGCGUCCCUGGUGGUAGAGGAGAUCGGUAAGCUCAAACGAAAACCUACUGUUCUUUUUUUCUACUGCAAACACGACAACCCUGAAUUCAGUACUUUCCCUGCAAUUGCGAGAGGUCUUUUGGCUCAGUUGUUGGAGCAAGAGAGACAUCUACUCCCUUACUUCGACCAGGAGUGCUGCACGAGCAAGGAACCGAUUCUCCAAACCCCAGAGAAAAUUCAAAAACUACUGGAUAUCGCUCUCACGCAUUGCAAAAGUGCUUAUAUUGUGCUUGAUGGCCUAGAUGAAUGCAAACGAGAAGACCGAAAAGAGAUCUCGAUGUGGUUUCGAGAACGAGUCGAGAAUCCUCCUCAUAAAGAACCUCGGAAACUACGGUGUCUCUUUACUAGUCGGGAUGACGGUCACGGGAGAAAGGAUUUCGAAGACAUAGAGACAGUCACAGUUGAUUCUAGCGACAUUGCGAAAGACUUGGAAACUUUCUGCCAGCGACAAGCGGACCUUUUAAGAAUCAAGUUUCAGCUUACAAGCGACAAAGCAGAUGAUAUAGCUUCGGCAGUUUCUCAGAGGGCGGCAGGCAUGUUUCUGUUACCGAAAUUGGUGUGGAACAAUUUAUCUCAACAAACUACGAUUGCCGGCAUGGAAAGAGAACUGGAGCCAACUGUAUACCCGAAAAAGCUUGACGAUGCGUAA